Molecule: messenger RNA, 944 nt
Organism: Caenorhabditis elegans
Lineage: Eukaryota; Metazoa; Nematoda; Chromadorea; Rhabditida; Rhabditidae
Gene: Y43F8B.24
Product: DUF1893 domain-containing protein
Exons: 3
Coding region: 143-547 (134 amino acids)
Source: RefSeq, marked reviewed
AAUAUUUGCUGCGGAAAGUAUGUGAUUGCCGUAUUGAUAACUUAAAGCGAAGCGCCGCCGUGUGGGAAGAAUAUCAAACUGUAUUUUGACUGAAUUAUUAUUUUUCGCAGAGUUUUUCCACCCCUGAACAACUUGCUGAAAGAUGAAAACACCACCGUACGUACGUUACAACGCCCAAGUAUUUUUAACGAAAGCAGAAAAUAUGUUGGUCCUCACUCCGCCCGAUGUCGUGCUCUUUUCUGAGCUUAUAUGGGGCGCGGCGGCUAGAUGCAUUAAGAAGCUUUUUUUCGACAAUUUCAAAAUUACAAUAACAAGUCAUAGUGAUAUUUUUAACUACAUGGACGAAGUUUUGAGUCAUUUUCCAUGCAAUUUAUUUCAGAGAGGAGUUUUAUCAAAAGCGAUCAAUCACGCUAAACACUGUCAUAAGAACUUCUACGCUUUGGGAUUUCUCACUGAUAAAUUUCGACAGAGUAUUCUCAGAUCAAUGCGGAGCAUGGUGGAAAUUAUGAAUACUCCCACAUCUGAACAAAUCAAACGAGCUUUUUAACAUUUGGCGAAACAACGUGUUGACGCUUCAGAUAAUAAACAUUGACGAUUGGGAAUUAUUUAUAUGAAAAUGAUGAUUUAGCCAUUUAAAGAUAGAGUGUGGCCAGAGGGAAAUUUUUUAAAAAACAAGCUUAUGGGGUCACAAUGACGGGAUAUCAUAAAUUAGGAAACGUUUUUAUUGUAUUUUUGAAAAUUUUUUGGAACAUUUUAAAAUCAUGAUAUUUGGUCAUUAUGACCCCAUAUACAAUUUUAAUUUAAUUUAAUUCAAUUUAAUUAACUUUAAAAUUUAAAGCAAUUCUCCCAUUGGCCGCACUCCAUUUUUCUUUAUGAAUUUUUCGCAAUAUUCGACUUUUGUUUCUAAAAUAUUCGGUUGAGCAAUAAAAUGUUUAAUUUUCAAU